Molecule: messenger RNA, 569 nt
Organism: Tilletiaria anomala UBC 951
Lineage: Eukaryota; Fungi; Basidiomycota; Exobasidiomycetes; Georgefischeriales; Tilletiariaceae
Product: putative mitochondrial ribosomal protein S19
Exons: 4
Coding region: 108-386 (92 amino acids)
Biological process (GO): translation; ribosomal small subunit assembly
Cellular component (GO): ribosome; cytosolic small ribosomal subunit
Molecular function (GO): RNA binding; structural constituent of ribosome
Source: RefSeq, a predicted model, not a curated record
CUUCCAAGUUCGCAUCGCUCUUCAUACUGGCGCUUCUUCGCUCAAGCGCAUUUUGUGCUCCGGAGUCCCGAACUUUCAUUGGAGGUCUGAUUGACUCGUUGUUCAGGAUGCUGCCGUCACUAGCGGUGCGGGCGCGAUCGGCCUGGAAAGGUCCGUUUUUCGUCGCCUUUCCGAACCUGCAAGAAGCAUUUAAGAACAACACACCGAUCAGGACAAACGCCAGAGCUUGCACCAUCCUGCCGAAUUUCGUUGGCCUCAAGUUCCUCGUACACAACGGCAAGCACCACAUCCCCGUCUCGAUCACAGAAGAGAUGGUUGGGCACAAGCUUGGUGAAUUUGCGCCGACGCGGAAGCGAUUCAGCUACAGGCAAACGAAGAACAAAUAAAUUCAAGCGCUUCCUCUGGCUACUCUCUUGCUGGCCCUCCCGGCAUCGUCUCGCGCGUCCUCGUGUCCGAGGAAUUGCUGGUGUUGUCGAUGGUCAUGCGUUCGCCAGUUUGACCUCACAUCUAUGAAGUUAGUUGUAUUCUUUCCACUGUCUCCAACUGUAUCAUACGGGAACUCCAUCUGG